AUGGUAGACAAGAAGCCGAACCGGCACGACCCGCAUGGGUCUUUGCCAAUACCUACCUAUGACGAAGCGGUCAAUGCCCGUCCUUCCUCCUCACAGCCAUUCCUGGGGGCCGAAGAAAUCAGCAAUGAUGCUGAGCGACAAGGGUUGCUUUGGAGAGAAGAACAAAGUGGCCAUCAAUCGUCUGCAGUGGAAUCUCCUCGGUCGAGCCUGUCAUUCAGCAACUCCUCAAGAGCUUCUACCGAGGAGUUGCGGCAUGAGAUGAUGACGCAGAUGGAUGUGCUCGAGCCGGAAGCAAAUGGAGGUCGCAUAAGAGGAAAUUUGCUGCGAAGAAACCAACUCUCGAAGCGUAUCACGAGUCUGACACAUAGCCUUUCCUCUCUCUCAUUCCGUCAAUGGCUCCCCUCCUGCGACUAUGUCAUAGCAAAGAUACCUACCUUCAUCCGCCAAUUCCAACCAAAUUGGGCUAUCAUGAUAUCGCGUUUAUUCGCCCUCUUUCUUGUUUUCUCCCUGGUCUAUCUACUAUUCUUUUCUGACGUCUUUACCGUCGGCCGCAGGGGACCCGGUUCCGCAACAAAAUUCCCUGAUAUGGUAAGAGAGUUCGUACGUAGCAAUGCAAAUGCUUCUAGCAUACGAGAAAGUUCCAAGUAUUUGACACUCUUCGACCAUGUGGCUGGCACCAAAGGAAGCUAUGUUUUGGGCGAAUUUGUAGAGAAUAUGUUCAUAGAGAGUCGAUUGGAAGACGUGCAGAUGGAACGUUUUGAUGUAUAUCUCAAUUAUCCUAAGCUGGGCGGAAGGAGAGUUGCCAUAAUUGACCCUCCGGAAUUAGCUUGGGAAGCUGUGAUAGAGGAAGAGCAGGCUCAUGAGUCUCGCGAACAGACCAUGGUCUUCCACGGGCAUUCGAGGUCUGGAAAAGUCAAAGGCCCUCUCGUCUAUGCCAAUUAUGGGUCAAGAGAGGACUUUAAGAGACUUCAAAACCAGGGGAUUGAUAUGGGAGGCUCAAUUGCUCUUGUGAGGUAUUACGGCAGCCAAGGGGAUCGAGCUUUGAAGGUCAAAGCGGCUGAACUAGCUGGAGCCGUGGGGUGCAUCAUUUACAGCGAUCCGGCAGAGGAUGGCUUUCUUCUGGGGAACGAUACGGUCCAGAGGGGAGCUGUCAGCCUAAUGAGUUGGGUUGUGGGCGAUGUCCUAAGCAGCGGAUUUGCUUCCUUUCCUGGAGAAGAAAGGAGAGACUCCAAGGACGGGAACCCUGGACUGGUCAAUAUCCCAUCGAUUCCAUUGUCAUGGCGAGACGCCCAAACGCUGUUGCAAGCGGUAAGAGGACAUGGCAUGAAGCUGGACGAUCAUUGGAAGGGAGCAGUCCCCCAGGUGGACGAAUGGUGGACCGGUGAUGCCAAUUCCCCUAUUGUACUACUGCAAAACGAUCAGGAAGAAGUAGAGAGAAGCCCAAUCUAUAACAUCCUGGGCAAAAUCACAGGAGUUGAGCAACCAGAAAAGUCCAUAAUUGUUGGUAGCCACCGUGAUGCAUGGUGUUUUGGCGCUGCAGACCCGGGAAGCGGGACAGCAGUAAUGCUCGAGGUUGUUAGGAUCUUUGGCGAGCUGAGGAAGAGUGGAUGGCGUCCGCUAAGAACAAUCGAAUUUGCGUCAUGGGACGGAGAAGAGUACAAUCUCAUAGGGUCCACGGAACACGUUGAAGGAAGACUAGAAGAGAUUCGCCGCAAUGGAUUCGCCUACUUGAAUGUAGACAUUGCCGUGAGCGGAAGCGACUUUGAGGCAUCAGCUUCACCCCUCCUCCAAAUGGCUCUUCUGCGCGUUCUUGAGCGUGUCGUGGAUCCAAAAAAGAACAAGACUCUUCGAGCAGUGUGGGCGGAGAAAGGUAGUAAGCUUGGAGGACUGGGCGCAGGUAGCGACUACGUUGCUUUUCAGGACAUCGCAGGGACAUCUUCUCUCGACAUGACGUUCAAAGGUGGCUCUUAUCCCUAUCAUAGUUGCUACGAUAAUUUUGAUUGGAUGGAUACCGUCGGCGAUCCUGGGUUUGUUUUUCAUAAGACAAUGGCUCAACUCUGGGCACUGCUCAUACUCGAGCUCGCGGACAGAGAACUGUUGCCUUUUAACUUCAUUGACUACGCAGAGGCUGUUAGAAACUACGUUGGUGACCUUCAGACUUAUGCCGAAGCUAAGGGUCCGAAAGAGGGCCUAAACAUGACCUCUCUCCACCAAGCUGCGGAUGAUUUUACCGAGAAUGCUGCUGAAUUUCACGCAUGGAACAAAGCGUGGGAGGACGCUGUUGGGCAAGGUUAUGAGACCAAUGAAAUGGCCAUUAAACGAAUUUCGCACAACACAAGAAUGGCGAACUUUGAGACCAAUUUACUUGACAUUGGCGGAGGUUUACCUGGUCGUGAACAGUUUGUGCAUGUGAUUUACGCUCCACAGGCGUGGUCUGGAUACGAAGAAACGUAUUUCCCAGGUAUGGUCAUUAUCAAUAUGCCCCCUGGUGUCGUACCGCAGCAUCAGCCAAUUCUAAUGGGACCCAGGAGUCCGUGA
Molecule: messenger RNA, 2538 nt
Organism: Letharia columbiana
Lineage: Eukaryota; Fungi; Ascomycota; Lecanoromycetes; Lecanorales; Parmeliaceae
Exons: 14
Coding region: 1-2538 (845 amino acids)
Molecular function (GO): carboxypeptidase activity
Source: RefSeq, a predicted model, not a curated record